UACAUACAUAAUAAGUAUGGAUUAUUUGGUAUGUGUGAAAGCACAUAGUCAACAUGUGAAAAUAGUCAACAUUCAAAAGAUCUAACAUAGUAAAACUGCAUCGUUUGUCUCAGUAUGACGCACUGAGUUUAACACACGUGAUUUUAAAACGAUUGAUAAGUUAGAAGUAAAAAUAAGUUUCCAUCUUGUGUGGUGGAUUAAAAUAAACGACUCUUGUGUAAACGUGAUGAUUUCGCACAUGCGCACUUGCGCAGUGGCAGACAAACUGAAUUCACCAGACCACCUGCUUAAAUAUAUGAGCGAUAAAUAAUCACAGCCUAAAUUAAGCUCGACUAUAUUUUGAUGUCUUGUGUUAAUCAUAGCCAAACACAUGCUGUGUUCGUACUUACUCCUUACUCACACAUAACCAGGCGGCUGUAACGACACUACGAUUAGCCUGGAAGCUAAUAACUUAUUUACUUUUAUUAUCAGCUGUUAAUUGUUUCUGUGCUCAUUUAAAAGAUGGAGCCAAAGCACCAAAAACUUCUCCGAGCGCAGAGGCUGCAUCUCUGUCAUCAACUCGUUGUGGAUGAUACGAUAGUCCAUUUCUUAUACCAAAAGGACAUUUUAACCGACAGUCAAUUGGAAGACAUUCUUUCACAGAAGUCGAACAAAAACAAGACGUUAAAGCUGCUCAGUAUUCUUCCAAACCGCGGACCAAAUGCUUUUAAUGAGUUUGUUCAGUCCCUAGAAGAAGGUUUUCCCUGGAUUAAAGAGGAACUGCUUCGUCUAGCUGAAGAUGAUGAUGAUAGAGGAAGAGGGACAGAGGAAGCCGAAAUCACCGCUCAGUGGGCCAUUAAUAAACACAUCCUCCAAAUGGUUCCAUCUGAUCAGCAGCUAAAUCGGCUGGCAGUUCAGCUCGGCUCGGAGUCAGAGAUGGUGCUGUUAGACUUGGGCUUGACCUCAGUAGAGCUCUCCCGCUGCCGUGCCGAUCAUCCACACAACAGUCACAGUCAGGUUUUGGCGGCUCUGGUAAUGUGGAAGCAGACUCAGGGACGGAGAGCCACGGUGCAACGUCUACUCCAGAGCCUACAGAAUUCAGAAAUUCAUCCUUCUUCCCUCAACCAAGUAUUUGUCUGAGGCUACUAGGAGAAUGUGAAAACUAGUUGUGCCACUAAGAUUAAACAUCUGUGAGCAAACAGGAAAGAAAGACAAAAGCACACACAAAUGCUGUACAGAGAUUUCUUUCUUAAUAUUUUGUAUUUUGUCAUGACAGCUUGCUGAUAUAUGGCAAAUGAAAAUGGCAAGAUUAGUUAUACCUACCAAGAAGGAAAUCAUAUACUGUAUAUAUCAUUAUAUCAUAUCUCAAUAGUUCACUUAUAGUGAAUAGUAAAGCAGCACAGAGGACUAAAGGACUAUGGGCACAGAACACUCUAAAGACUCUCGUGUAGAUGAAAUUCCUUGGACAUCAGCAGUUUUAGAAAUAUUCAAACCAGCAGAUGAAAUUAAAUCCAAGUCUGGUGAACAGUGUUGGAAUUACAGUGGUUUCCAUUUUAAGGAAGCAGAACAAAGUGAUGAUCUAACAUUAAAUCAUACUGUCCAUGUUUCAUAAAACUCCAGAGGCUUUGGAGAUACAAUGAAUUUCAUAAAGAAAUUCACCAGGGUCAAACACCAAAUUAGAAUGGUGACUGGUGGAGAUAGCAACUUCCCCUCCAUGCUUCCCCUCCAUUGCAGUAAGCUGCAAUUAAAGAGUUUUUUAAGUACUUAGCUAGUUUAUAUAUGUACAAAACAGUUCCCCAUAUAUGAAAUAUAUAUAUCUAUAGAUAUAUAUAUAUAUAUAUAUAUAUAUAUAUAUAUAUAUAUAUAUAUAUAUACGUAUGUAUAUAUAAACCAGUUAAAUAGCCAAAAAAUGCUUUAUUUUUAUUCUGUUAUUUUAAUUAAUUGUUUUUUUUUUGUUGUUGUUGUAACUGCAUUCCAGUAAAGAGGGGAACACUGGAGGACACCCUCUCCAGUGUCAUCCAUAUGAGAAUGGGUUCCCGUUUGAAUUUUAUAUAUUUCUGUAAAGCUCCUUUGCAACAAUGGCCUUGUCUUAAACUUAAAUAAUUGUAUUGAGUAACUUCUAUGCACCACAGUAAAAUCCAGUUCUGUUCCAUUUUAUUUCGAUAGCGCUUAUUACAAUACAAGCGCUAACGAAAUAAAAUGGAACAGAACUGAAUUUACUGUGGUGCAUAGAAGUUACUCAAUAAAAUUAUUUAAGUUUAGAUAACUCAGUGGUAUUCCUGCCAUGGGCUCAUUCCACUGGUUGAGGCAGGCUUUGCUUAAGUAAAAAGUGUACCUAUAUGGUUGAUUUAAAUGAUACAAUGGGCAAAAGUGUUAUAUCUACAUGUGAUAGAGUAGUGGUUAAGGUGCUGGGCUACCGAUCGGAAGGUUGUGAGUUUGAUUGAAGGUCCACCAAGCUGCCACUGUUGGGCCCCUGAGCAAGACCCUUAACCCUCAAUUGCUCAGUUGUAUAAAAAUAAGAUAAUGUAAGUCGCUCUGAAUAAGGGUGUCUGCCAAAUGCCGGAAAUGAACAUUUACUGUAACCCACAUGUUUAGAUGUGGUUCUCUGAUCUUUAUACAGAUAAGCUGUACUUGUUCAAGGGCCCAUAUUUAUAUAUGAAUAAGUCUUGUGGAACUUUAUUAGUAUCACCUUUGACAGCUCCAUGCUUAGAUUGCAUUUUGCUUUACUUUAAGGUCACAAUGGAUAAAAUAAAUAAUUAUGCAAUUUAUUUCAUGUAUCAAAAUUAAAAUAUUUGAAAAGCUGAGAGAUUCACUCAUAUAACAACA
This is a messenger RNA of Tachysurus fulvidraco (yellow catfish), 2805 nucleotides long. RefSeq names its product CASP2 and RIPK1 domain containing adaptor with death domain (gene cradd). Gene Ontology annotation, biological process: regulation of apoptotic process; signal transduction. The record is from RefSeq and is a predicted model, not a curated record. The coding region runs from base 502 to 1119 and encodes 205 amino acids. Lineage: Eukaryota; Metazoa; Chordata; Actinopteri; Siluriformes; Bagridae. Gene Ontology annotation, cellular component: CBM complex. The transcript has 2 exons. Gene Ontology annotation, molecular function: death domain binding; protease binding.